Molecule: messenger RNA, 2704 nt
Organism: Monodelphis domestica (gray short-tailed opossum)
Lineage: Eukaryota; Metazoa; Chordata; Mammalia; Didelphimorphia; Didelphidae
Gene: GRHL2
Product: grainyhead like transcription factor 2
Biological process (GO): brain development; neural tube development; regulation of transcription by RNA polymerase II
Cellular component (GO): nucleus
Molecular function (GO): DNA-binding transcription activator activity, RNA polymerase II-specific; RNA polymerase II cis-regulatory region sequence-specific DNA binding
Source: RefSeq, a predicted model, not a curated record
CUCGUACACACCUUCACCUGCACAGACUUGAAAGUCCAGUUUCACCAGAGACUGAGGCACCAGGAAAAGGGGAGAGAGUUCAUUGGAUCAAACAUGUCACAAGAGUCGGACAAUAAUAAACGACUCGUUGCUUUAGUGCCGAUGCCAAAUGACACACCAUUCCACACCCGCCGGGCUUACACCAGUGAGGAUGAAGCCUGGAAAUCCUACCUUGAAAAUCCCCUGACUGCUGCAACCAAGGCGAUGAUGAGCAUCAAUGGAGACGAGGAUAGUGCUGCUGCUCUGGGCUUACUGUAUGAUUAUUACAAGGUUCCUCGAGAUAAAAGGUUGCUCACUGUUUGCAAAGCUAGUGACAGUCAAGAAGAUCAAGAUAAAAGAAACUGCCUUGGGACUAAUGAAGCCCAGAGCAACCUGAGUGGAGGAGAAAACCGAGUACAGGUCUUAAAGACUGUUCCAGUUAACCUUUCUUUGAACCAAGAUCACCUGGAGACCUUAAAAAGGGAACAAUACAGUGCAAAUGUGUCUGAGGGUUCAGCAGGCUGUGUGGCAGGAGUAGUUGUGGUGAAGGCUGAAGAGUUUACACCCGUCUUCAUGGCCCCAUCUGUGCACUAUCCAAGAGGAGAAAGUGAGGAAUCCCGUGGUGUCAUCUUUGAGCAGAAUCAGUAUGAAGUCCCCAGCAUGGCUCCUCAUGCCAACUAUCUCAAGGACGACCAGCGAAGCACACCUGACAGCACUUACAGUGAGACUUUCAAAGAUGGCGCUACAGAGAAAUAUCGAAGUGCUUCAGUGGGGGCUGAAGAAUACAUUUAUGAACAAACAGCAAGUAGCACGUUUCAGUAUACUUUGGAAGCUACCAAAUCCCUACGUCAGAAACAAGGAGAAGGACCCAUGACGUAUUUAAACAAAGGACAAUUCUAUGCCAUCACCCUGAGUGAGACAGGAGACAACAAGUGCUUCAGACAUCCCAUCAGCAAAGUUAGGAGUGUGGUGAUGGUUGUUUUCAGUGAAGAUAAAAAUCGAGAUGAGCAGUUGAAGUACUGGAAGUAUUGGCACUCUCGACAACAUACAGCUAAGCAAAGGGUACUUGACAUUGCAGACUACAAGGAAAGUUUUAAUACAAUUGGAAACAUUGAAGAAAUUGCGUACAAUGCUGUUUCUUUCACCUGGGAUGUCAACGAAGAGGCAAAAAUUUUCAUCACUGUGAAUUGCUUAAGUACAGAUUUCUCCUCCCAAAAAGGGGUGAAAGGGCUUCCUUUGAUGAUUCAGAUUGACACGUACAGUUACAACAACCGAAGCAAUAAACCCAUUCACAGAGCUUACUGCCAGAUCAAGGUCUUCUGUGACAAGGGAGCAGAAAGAAAAAUCCGUGAUGAAGAGAGGAAGCAGAACAGAAAGAAAGGAAAAGGUCAAGCAGCACAGACCCAGUGCAACAACUCCACCGAUGGGAAGUUGACAGCAAUCCCCUUACAGAAAAAGAGUGAUAUCACCUACUUCAAGACAAUGACUGAUUUGGAUUCUCAACCUGUUCUAUUCAUACCAGAUGUUCACUUUGGAAAUUUACAGAGGACUGGGCAGGCAUAUUACAACACCGAUGACGAGCGAGAAGGUAGCAGUGUCCUUGUUAAAAGGAUGUUCAGGCCAAUGGAAGAGGAGUUUGGUCCACCACCUUCUAAGCAGAUGAAAGAAGAAGGAAUGAAGAGAGUGCUUUUGUACGUGAGGAAAGAGACCGAUGAUGUAUUUGAUGCUUUGAUGUUAAAAUCGCCCACAGUAAAAGGACUAAUGGAAGCGAUAUCUGAGAAAUAUGGGUUGCCAGUGGAGAAGAUUGCAAAACUUUAUAAGAAGAGCAAAAAAGGCAUCUUGGUGAAUAUGGAUGAUAACAUCAUCGAGCACUACUCCAAUGAGGACACUUUCAUCCUUAACAUGGAGAGCAUGGUGGACGGCUUCAAGAUCACUCUGAUGGAAAUCUGACUGACCCUGCAAGCCCCCUCUGCAGGAACCGUCACUUCAUUUCAUCCCCAGAGAAAAGCAAGCCCUACCCCACCCCAAGAACCCUGCAGACCCAUGUCACCCAUCUGAGAAAUGCUGUUACAAGACUGCUUUGGGGAGGGGAAACAAAGGAAAAAAAAAAGCCCUUUUUAGUGUCGUGGAGCCUAUGGCUCAUUAAUCAGGUCACUGGGGCAGAGCUGAAGGAAGCCUGGUUUUCUGAUUGAAUCCCAGCUGGGAAGGUACCUCCAGGCUCUUGGCUCCUUAUUUAUUGCCCAUUGCUCUCCAGGGCCAGCUGGUGGCUUGGACUCCGUAGGUAGCUUCUGGCUAUGGAGAGAUCCAUCCUCAGGAUGAGACAGUCUAGGGCCUUCCCCACUGAGGGAAAAGCAUCUGAUUGGUUCAGCUGGGGAAAGCUGGAACGUUUUAGUUAUUCCCUUUUCCCCACGAUGUGGCCGGACAAAGUGGGCUACUCCAUAGUAGAGUUAACCCAGUGGCACAAAGAGUCCAAUAGUCCCAUUCACCAGUCAGAAAACCCCUUCCAUUGCCCUGGGGAAGGCAGUUUUGUCAAAUACCUCUGGAAGCUCCCAGCAAGUGGCCCACAGGGACUUGUACAGAAAGAUGUUCAGCUACCAUGUAAUUUGUAAGUGACCUGAGAAGUAUGGCUGUUUAGCGUCUGUACAUAAUGUUUAUAAUAUUUCAAUAAUAUAUUUUACCUACUGUA